UUUUUGAUAAUCAGACCGGAAGUUGAAUUACUUAAAUCCGGGCACCUUGACGUGGUGUCGCUGGCCGCCCAGAGCAGAGAAAUCCACGGCUGUUGGUCGGUGUGUUUGGUGCGAGAGACGACUGUUUAUUCCCAGCGUUUACUGGAUUUAAAGACUCACCAGUCAACUUCAGAGUAAAUACUUCCACUCUCUGGCUCCGUAAAUCACGGGACAAUGAAUGGUAAGUCCACGAACGGUUCUGUGGGAGGAAUGGCCUGUAUCGAGGGGCUGCCCCCGCUGCCGAAGAGCCUGAGCGGCUUGCUGAACUCAAGCGGCGGCUCCUGGAGAGAAAUGGAGAGGAUGUACGUGAAGAAGACCAUGAUCCAGGACGACCUGAGCCGAGGCAGGAACAACGCCGACAACCUGCUGGCCAACAAGCCGGCCAACCUCGACGCUGCCCUGGCUCUGCUGCGGAAAGAGAUGGUGGGCUUACGUCAGCAGGACAUGUCCCUGCUGUGCCAGCUGUGGUCGCUCCACGAGUCGAUCCAGGAGUACAAGGGCAGCUGCCAGGACCUGAGCGCCGCCUCCAGCCUCAGCAUGAUGGAUAACGGCUACUUUGACGAGGAUGACGAGUAUUACCCAGAGCCCGGUGCCACCCCCACCGGAGAACAGCCAGACGGAGAGGUCGGAGACGGGACGGCAACAAUGGCAGCAGCCAAGAACGGGAGCAGCAGCAGCAAAGACGACAGCUGGGACUCCUUUCACGUUACCAUCUGAGGCCUCAUUCUCGGCACUGUUCUGCAGAUGGAUACAUAUUUUUGGGGGGUAAAGCUGGAGGAAAAGCCGCGAGGCUCAGGAACCCUUUUGGAUGGAAUUAAACUGGUUGGUUAGAGAUAGCUGCUUGUGGUAUCUCGUUACCAUAAUAGACUCCAGCUUGACUUCAACUCCUCAGGUGAAACGCACCCCUGCUUGUGCUGCAGAAUUUUUGUUUUUCUUUUGCAGCACGACCAGGAGCUUCAUCAGACUGCGGAGCUGAGAGGCCGGGUGCCUAGUUGACGCCCUUUCAAACUCAGGAGUUGAGACGGAUUGUAUUCCAAGACUCCAUAUACUCAAAAUUAGGCAAUAUAUAUAAUUCCUUUUUAUAAACAGCUCUACUGCUGCUUCUAUAUCAAGUGGUUUUGCUAGCCAGUCACCCUUUUUGGCAGAACUGUUUUUUUUUACAUAUACAAAAAUAUAUGAACAAAGUUGUAUUAUUUAUUAUAUAAUAUAAAUAACAAGAUAUUUGCUUUCCGGUUGCUCUCGAUGGAAGUUUUGUACUGCAACUCUACCCAGGUACAAGGGUACAGCAUUUACAGGUUGGGAAUCCCGGAAAUUGGGACUUCAAAGCAAGCACAGAGGACAGGACUUCUGAACUCUUCAAUCGGUGUUGGUGCAAAGAGACUGUGCGGACAUGCUGACGGAGACGGUGUGUGUGUGUGUGUAUUACUUUUAAGUGGUGAAAUAAUUCAUUAAUGUAAAUCCCAGAAGGUCUGCACAGAAGGUGUCAGAUCUCAAGAAUGGAGAAAGAGGUGAAGUCGUCAUACCUGCUUUCAGAGUUUUGGUACAGGAGUGACGGCUACGCUUUCCUGCCUUUUUUAGAUGGAGCAGACGCUUGCUUUGAAAAUGUGAAAUGUUCCAAAUGCUGGAGACAGUUUGAACCUGAACCUUCAACGCUGUUACGGGCGACUUUUUCAGACUGGUUGGUGUAAAAGGCACGGUGGUUUCGAUCAGGCGAAUUAUGUUUUAUACUCUGCUGUGUAUGAUCCCUGUCAUGAUACAUCCACUGAGGAGUUAAAGCAUAACCCCAGGUCUUGUUUUCAUAGUGAUGGCAAUAAUUCCUAUCGAUAAUAACAUUGUGCUCCAAGUUCUCGAAGCUGGACAGGGCAAGCAACAUGAGCACUUAAGUCGCCAUGUUGCCAUGUGCAGUAUUAUCAUAACUAACCGAAACAACCAUGAAAAACUAUGAAUAUGAGCUUCAAGUUGUAAUCAAGAGCUCACAAGCCAGCACUGGUUGAAAAUAAUCAGGAAAAAACUGGAUAAAAUGACUUAUUCAGCCAUUUUCCACGUAACCAGCUUUGAGACUUCUCUUCUAAAUAUAUUCUAGCAAAUAAAUGUUGCCAAGAAAGGAGAAACUGUGAUCAACUUCUCACAUAAUUUACACUUGCUGGUUGAAUUGUCUGGUCAUUUAACACAGUGGCAUUGAUGGAGGAAUGAGAGGACAUCAAUCUGAUUGGCUUGUAACGGUCAGUGAGUUUGAAAAAUUUGUUGUGUGGUCACUGCAGCCUCAGAUGUUCCUUGCAGAGUAAACACCAAACUGUAGGUCCUAACAUGGUAGCAUCUAGCAGCUGAUUACAGGGUACUUUAUAAUACUGUGUAUCCUACAUGAAACUGAUCUCAGUUACACCAUACAGGCUCAACACCAGGCUAAACAUUAGUCUUAUACAUGGAUACAUCCAUCCUUAUAUAUAUGGAUAUUAUUACAGUGUUUCAGCAUACCUUCAAACCUUCUAUCGGGGGUUUAAGUAUCCAAGCCUCAUCCCUGAAACUCAAGUAGAUGAGAGUUUCCAUCACUAGACGAUGCUGUUACAAUCUUGUUAGUGACCAGUAAGUGUUUUUAACUUCUUGCUUGCCGUUAAAAGAGUGUUUUCAUUGAAACACUCCACAGACGCAGCCUUAUUUGAGACUCUAAGUAUGUUUUUCCAUCUAUCCUGCACCAGGCGAAGACGUUUGGAUGUCCAAAUAUAAGUUCUGCUACACAUAUAUGAAUGGUCUGUGCAGUCUUCCUCAAUACCCAAACGGUCUCAACUGGACUUGUAGCAUGCAACACCACAGCUCGACACACAGCAGCUGCUUUGUAACUCAAACUACGAAACUAAUGUCAACACCCGCCCUCACUUUGAGAAGGUGUGGGAUGUUUCAGUGUUGAUAUUGUGUCUGUAUAAAUGGUAUGACGCCAUCUGUUUGUAGGCUGGUCCGCUAUUUGUGCGCUUGUGGAACACAAACCAAAGAAAGUCCAGCACUCAAAAUGAAAUGUAUUUGGUUUAAGGUGCUGGAGAAGACGCUGUCCUAAUAAACUGCUCUUGAAUGGUUAAGUUUUACUUAAAAGGUACAGCACAUAAUGACAUCUGAUGUCUUGAAGAAUGUCUUUAUCAGUUAACAAACAUAUUCUCUGUCCUGUAGCAGUGACAGUUAAAGGAGCUCUAUGCGAGAUUCAGAGGUUGUGUGCACACGGCUCUCAACAUGGAGGUAGCUGAGCCGCUAAUGGUGCUAGCAGCUAACUUUGCUAACACCAUGAAGUGCGGACAGAGCUAAUGGUAUUGGCACUACGUUUCGACAACGAUACUGUCCCUUCAUUUGAGUUAACCGCCGUAUGAAUACAGUGCAGAGCAGCAGCAAUUAGCUAGGGACACACACAGGGACUCACGUGCGCAUGCAACUUGCGCUUGCGGCCGGACCGUGCUCAGGACGCCAUUACUCCACUAUAUCUCUACAUAGCAAAUAGUUGUUUGCUGCUAUAUUAAUACUCUGAACAUCAUAUAGAGCUCCUUUAAUUUCUCAUUGUGGUGAUAGAUAUGCCUUCAGCCCUCUCGAAGACACGCUGAUAUUAUCAGAAAACUUCUAUUUUCUCACACUGUUUUUGUCACUGAUUGACAAGUGAGAGUUUCAGUUGCGUCAUGUGUUGUAAAACACCUAUUCAUCUACACAGCUGGUGUGUAAAGAAACUGUAAACUCGUCAUUUCAUAGUGGCGAACAGUAGUUAGCACACAGACAUGACAGAAGUGUAACAUUAAAGGAAUAGUUAGACAUUUUAGGAAAUGUGCUUCAUUACUUUCUUGCCUAGAGUUACAUGAGAGGAUUAAAACCACUUUCAUAUCUAUUUGAAUUUUAUCCAUUUAUCAUAUCUUUUCUGCCUAGCUUGUUAGCGUAGCUUUGUCUGAAUACUGGAAAUGGAGAAGACAGCUAGCCUGGCUCUGUCCAAAUGUAAAAACCAGCCCUGUAAAGUUUUUUAAAAUGAAUGCACAAUGUUUCAUUUGUUUGAUUCGUACAUAAAGUUUAAUUGUAAUGAACGGGUCUAGGAAAAAGUAACAAGACAAGAAAGCAAAAGAGCGGGUUUACAAAAAUGUUGAAGCUAUUCCUUUAACAGUUUGAUCAUUGCUAUCAUGAAUUGGAGGAAAAUGUAUUUUUCAAGGGUUUUCUUCCUUAUUGCCUCCAAUUUGAGUUCUUAAAGAUAUACUAUGCAGGUAUUGUUGGUUACUGCUUGUAAACACAACAUUCAGGAACUUUCCUGAAACGCCGAUAUGCUAGCAAACUAAGCUAACCCAACAGAAACCAGACCAACUCUGCCUUGCUCCCUCCCAGAUUCACUCUCAUUUUGGAACAAGCUGUUGCCUCACUAUAUUUCAGUUGUUUUGUGUUGUGUCCAAAAUUUCCACAGCUUCCUCUUGGAUGUGUGCUGUUACUAAAUGAUCACUACCUUUUUAUAAUGUCCCAGCCUGACCUUUGUGCUGUUAUUGGCUGGGGGCUACACGCUCAUAAACGUUCCGGACCCAGCAAAAUAAAAAGAAAAUACAGGCAGAGGGCAGAGUCUCUGCAGAUAAAUGCACCCCAACACUCUUCUACUGGGUCUUGUGUGAUAUGAUGAAGUUUUCUAGGAAAAUCCUGCAUAGUAUACUUUUAACUGUAUGACGUUUUCUUCCUCUCACAAGCACCUCUCAUUCUAAAACACCACUACAUACUCUAAAAUCUUGUGCUGUUAAUGUUCAUAAUGCAAGUUUUUAAAUAGAGCCAGAAACCUAAAAAGAGUCAGUAGAAUAUGAUGGCACUGACUCCAUUGUCUAAUGAGUUGGGUUGAAUGUUAUUUGUUACAAAGUUUCUCGGCCUGUUAUGGGCCAUGGUUUAUAAAACUUAACUUUUUGUCUGUACAGUAAAACUGCAUCCGAAUGCUACCAAUAUCUCUGGUCAAAUUACCCGUUUAUGGUCAGUAAAAACUCCAGUUUUAGCCCUGUAACCUAAUCCAAAGCAAACAAUCUUAAGAGAUGCAGCUUAAAACAUUUGUGUACGAACUUGAUCCCAGAUGUUUUAUUGGAUGUCUACACAAUUAGUGCCUUUGUAAACCUUCAGGUUCCAGAUCUGUGGUUUGCUCUUCAAAACGGGGAUGAGAAUAAACCAUGAGCUGUUAUAUCAUGUGAAUCAUUUGACAUGUACUUGAUUGCUAAAGCUGCUACGUGUAGAAUUUGAACCUUGAUGACUUUCGCAACUUCCUUAAUCCCUUACUGGUCGUGUAUUACAUCAGUACAAAUCCAGGAAAUCUCAGAAAGAGGUGAUUAAAAGGUGUUCAGAGAUUUGGAGGUGUAAUCUCGUCUCUUCCAGACUCUGCUCCUUUUUUUACUCCCCUGUCAAAGGCUCUUUUUUCAUUUUAUUGACGAGGAUGCAGCUGUUGGGAGCGGUGUAUUUUUGAUGCUUCCUGCCUCUGAAAUUUGAGUUGCUGAGGCAGUUCUCUUCCUGUCUCCUUGGUUGAUGCUGUCAAGAAAUUUUGCACGUCAUACUUGGACUAUAUAUACAUAGAAUAACUCGCAUUCUUUCUACAUAUAUUCUCUUAAGAUCAAUUUGAAUCUUCUACACGAAGCAACUUUAACUUCCAGAACGUAUAACAGCCUUAAAAUCAGUCAUGUCACUUGCAAAACACGUAUUCAGCUAUGAUUUUGCACUUGUUUGUGGUUGUUCUGUGCUAAAUCUCCCUCAAAAGUACAACUACCUGAUCCUCUUUGAGACGGUCUUUAUUCCACAGGCACACGGUGCUCCUUGGACAGUAGCUCAACUGUAACUAAACCCAGCACAAGAGAGAUAAGAAAGGUGCUUUUAAUUGAACACCAGCAAAUUGUAGCCAAAAUCGUACUGUUAGCAGUUGAGUAUUGUGUGAUUUUCCAACUUUUACAACCCCUUUUUCAUGUGAUUAUUGGAUGUGUAACGAGCUGUCAUCUCAGGGUAAACUUGUGGCAAAAUGUCUCCUGAUAGGAAGUUAUCGACACGUCUUUUACCUUGGAGGGGCAAAUAAUGAUGAAAACAUUUGAACACGAUUGUAAUGUGACACAUGAAUAACUGGCCAAAUGUAAACAUACUUGCAGCAACUGUAAUGGAUUUAUUUCUAUGUAGAUGAUGUUUUGGUGUGAGUCUCUGUAAAUCAAACACAAAGGGCUUCUUUCUAAAGCCGCCAUUUUUGCACCAAGUUUGAACAAGUGCAUGAAGAAAUCAGUUGUUGGAAGAGAUGGAAUUUUUCUACUUAGAGUGGCCUCAGUAGACCAGAGUGCAGUGCAACCACAAAGACUUCACAUGUUUUGACUGAAGUGAAGUGAUUACUGUAAUCACAGUCACGCCUCGGUGUUCACUUCACACUCCUGCUUUAUUGGUUGUUUAGAAGCACUCUGGGAAAUGUAGGAAGGGUGUGGACAUACUUCGACAUGCACAGAAUAACUUGAUCAGAGACAGAUGAUGUUCAAUGAGAGAGUUAGAAAGCUGUCAAACGGCCAUGUCGCAGUCACCAAAAAACGUUUUUCCUUUGCCCCAUGAAAACAAAAAUGCAUACACUUAUUUUUCGCUAAAACUUUCCCCUUUAGCUGACCUGUGUUGAGGCCUGGGUUUCAUCAGUUGAAUUGUAGCUUGUCAGUCAGCCAAGAAAAACACAAGAGACCCAUAGAGGUAUUAAAUGUAACAGAUCAUUUUUACAGCCAAUUGUUAGCAUUGAUUAGCUUUUCUAAUUACUGGCUACAGCUGUUUAUUUGGUUUGAAUCUGAGAGACCAGAGAAGUGAAAUGUGUGACAUCAUAUUUAUACUGUAUAUCAUUCAUCAUAAUCAUUCAUUAAAUCACUAUAGUGGAAAAAAGGUGUUAAUGUAUUUGUGUUGCAUAAGAAUAAGAGGUUCUUCAGAGAACAUGUGAAGCCUGUGUUGUUACCAUCCAUCAUUACUCCUGUUCUUUGAUCUAUGAAUGACCAUACUACUGUUUCUUUGGACAAUUAGUCUCAAUGCCAUCAUAGUUAUGAUACUGAUAUGAAUUUAAUAAAGUGAUUCCAUGCUUUUCAGG
Messenger RNA from Epinephelus lanceolatus (giant grouper), 7096 nucleotides. It is a transcript of the gene fam89a, whose product is annotated as family with sequence similarity 89 member A. The record is from RefSeq and is a predicted model, not a curated record. Lineage: Eukaryota; Metazoa; Chordata; Actinopteri; Perciformes; Serranidae.